Molecule: messenger RNA, 2910 nt
Organism: Penicillium angulare
Lineage: Eukaryota; Fungi; Ascomycota; Eurotiomycetes; Eurotiales; Aspergillaceae
Product: mRNA transport regulator MTR10
Exons: 5
Coding region: 1-2910 (969 amino acids)
Biological process (GO): protein import into nucleus
Cellular component (GO): nuclear membrane; cytoplasm
Molecular function (GO): small GTPase binding
Source: RefSeq, a predicted model, not a curated record
AUGGCCAGCAAGGAUAGUGGGCAGGCAUUCGCCCCGGUCCUGGCGGCCGUCGCGACAAUGCAAGGGAAUGUGCCUAGGUCCGAAAAGACCCAAGCUCAUGAAUUCCUUGAGAAAUUCCAGAAAUCUAUUGAGGCAUGGACAACGACACAUGCUUUGUUACAGUCACCCGACGUACCAGUUGAAGCCAAACUGUUUGCCGCGACGACAUUGAAGGGAAAGAUCGUGUUUGAUUUGGACCAACUGAACCCAGAGUCCGUUCUAGCGCUCCGAGACUCCGUCCUUGGCCUACUCGUGGCUUUUGCCUCCGGUCCGCGACCUAUUCAGACCCAACUAUGUGUGUGUUUGGCAAGUUUGGCGAUUCAGAUGAUCGCAUGGAAAGACGUAUUGGCUGUCGUGGGAACAGCCUUGGGUAGCAGUGCGGGGGAUUGUGUACUGGAGUUUUUGAAGAUUCUUCCAGAGGAGGUCACAGAGGGUCGCAAAAUCAAUCUCAGUGAGGAUGAGCUACUUUCACGAACAAAGGAAUUACUGGAGGACAAUGCCGAACAGGUAUUGCAGCUCAUGAUUCAGUAUGCUCAGUCUUCGCCAUCGGCUGCGACCAACCCGCGCCUUCUGGACUGCAUUACCUCAUGGCUCCGCGAAAUUCCCGCCUCAAAAGUUGUCGAAUCGCCUCUUAUGGACGUUAUUUUGAAAGCUUUGGACAAUGAUGUGUCGUUUGAUGCUGGUGUUGACUGCAUGUGCACCCUUUACCGAGACACCAAGGACGUUGACGAAUCCCUCCCUAUCAUUCAAGCUCUUUACCCACGAUUGAUGGCGCUCCGACCUAAGAUUGCCGAAACUGCGGAAACAGAGGACCCGGAGGCGUUUAAAGGCAUCACGAGAAUGUUUUCCGAGGCCGGUGAAGCUUGGGCAGUUCUUAUCGCACGACUGCCAGGCGAGUUCCGAGGCUUGGUUGAGGCUGUGCUUGAGUGUUGCGCUCGCGACUGGGAGCGCGAUGCUGUUUCUCUGACUUUCAUCUUUUGGUAUGAACUCAAGCAGUAUAUUACCCUCCCUCAGUAUGGGGAUUCCCGCCUCAACUUCCAGGACAUAUUUUCCCAGUUGGUCGACAUUAUGGUCAAACAUCUGGAGUUCCCUACCCCAGAUGAAGGAGAGACAGAUCUUUUUGGUGGUGACCGAGAGCAAGAAGAGAAAUUCCGCCAGUUCCGACACUCUAUGGGCGAUGUUCUGAAGGAUUGCUGUUCUGUUGUGGGCGUUACUGAUUGUCUCGGCAAGAUUUAUGCACUGAUCCAGCAAUGGGUGGGCAAGUAUGCAGCUCAAGCCAGUAAUGAGCAUGUCCCACACUGGCAGGAGCUGGAAGCACCUCUUUUCGGUCUCCGUGCAAUGGGUCGUAUGGUUGACCCGGAGGAAAGCACAGUGCUGGGUGAAUUGGUCAAUUUGAUCGUACAGAUCCCAGACCAAGAAAAGGUUCGAUUCCAGGCCAUCAUGGCCCUUGCCCGCUACACGGAAUGGACCGCACUUCACCCGGAAACACUCGAAGCGCAACUCAACUACGUAAUCAGCGCUUUCCAGCAUCCUUCUCCGGAGGUCAUCCAAGCUGCUGCUCUCGCCUUCAAAUUUCUCGGAACGGAUUGCCAGAAGCUGCUUGGCGGCCACAUCGACCACCUCCAUCAAUUCUUCUUGUCCGUGCUUGACAAGCUCAAGCCUACCAGCCAAGAGGAGAUCACCGAGGGUGUUGCGGCUGUUGUGUCUGUGCAACCUAUGGACAAGAUCUACGAUUCUCUCAAGAUGUUCUGUGACCCAAUCAUGCAACGAAUUAUGAACCUCGCCAACAAUGCUCAAGACGAAGAAGGCCAACGGGCCGUCGCUGAUCACUUGCAGCUUAUUACUAUUUUUGUGCAAGUUGUCAUUCCUAUUGUUGCACCGGGCGAGGAGAACCCAGCCGUCAAGUAUUGCGGCGAAAUCCUGCCUAUCAUGACCACGAUUGUUAUGAACUUCACAUCCUCCACUCCCAUUUUGGAGCGCGUGUGCCGUUGCUGGCGCUAUAUGAUAAUUUCUUACCGAACCGCUAUGAUUCCCCUGCUUCCUACACUUGCUCAAAGUAUUGCCAGUGGUUUCGAGGCUUCGCGGGAAGGUUGCUUCUUGUGGGCUACCGAUGCAGUUGUUCGCGAAUUCUCUGAUGGUGCCGAAUAUGUUGAUCAGGCAACAAGUGAUGCUGUCUUCCAGUUUUAUGAGCAGCAAGCUCUUGCAUUCCUGCGGAUACUGAAUGAUCUACCCCCAGAAAAUCUCCCCGAUGUUAUCGAGGACUUCUUCCGGCUGUCUUCUGACGCCACCCGCUACUACCCUAAGAAAUGCAUCAGCUCAUCCCUCGCCGUUCCUAUCUUCUCCGCGGCACUUAGUGCUCUCACGCUCCAGCAGGUUGAUCCACUUAUCGCCACUCUUCAUUAUUAUCGCGACCUAUUUAGUUUUGCAUUCGAUAAGCCUAUGGUUUCCGAAUUUACCAGCCCUGAAGGCAAAGUCUACUCCAACCCACCCGAGAUCCGCGAUGCUGUCAAGGCUCUCCUCGUGUCCCAAGGUCAACUUAUGGCUGAGCGCGUGCUCACCGGUAUGAUGUUCACAUUCCCCGGCGACUGUUUCCCAGAUGCAUCAGGGGUCAUGAUGACACUCUUCGAACUUCUUCCACAUGAAACCGGAUCCUGGUUACAGAACACACUGCAAAUGUUACCCCCAGGAUCCAUGAAACCAGGCGAGGCCGAACGUCUUUUCAAGGGCAUAGCCGAUAAGGUCCAGUCUGGUGAAACCCGGAAAAUUCGAGUGUUACUUCAAGAUUUCACCAACUCUUACCGCCGCCGCAAUGUUGCCCCUCGCGAUGGCCUUGGUCGAUUAGAGGCAGCAAGAUUCCGAUUCAGCGGAUGA